Molecule: messenger RNA, 2810 nt
Organism: Mizuhopecten yessoensis (Yesso scallop)
Lineage: Eukaryota; Metazoa; Mollusca; Bivalvia; Pectinida; Pectinidae
Product: UTP--glucose-1-phosphate uridylyltransferase-like
Exons: 5
Coding region: 42-554 (170 amino acids)
Biological process (GO): UDP-alpha-D-glucose metabolic process; glycogen metabolic process
Cellular component (GO): cytoplasm
Molecular function (GO): UTP:glucose-1-phosphate uridylyltransferase activity
Source: RefSeq, a predicted model, not a curated record
GAAUUUUUAACACCAACAACCUGUGGAUAAGUCUAGAAGCCAUGAAGAGAGUAGUGGAUGAGAAAACACUAGAUAUGGAAAUCAUUGUCAACCCUAAGACACUUGACAACGGCCUCAAUGUGAUACAGCUGGAGACGGCCGUGGGGUCAGCCAUCAAAAGUUUUGAAGGUGCUCUAGGUAUAAAUGUACCUAGACGCAGGUUUUUACCUGUCAAGACGACCUCUGACCUGCUGUUGGUGAUGAGUAAUUUAUACAACAUGAGGACAGGCUCUCUGGAGAUGAACCCUAAACGGUGCUUCCCCUCCGUCCCACUUGUCAAAUUAGGCUCUCACUUCAGUAAGGUGAAAGAUUUCCUGUAUAGAUUCUCCAACAUUCCCGAUAUGUUGGAACUCGAUCAUCUAACGGUGUCUGGAGAUGUUACCUUUGGCAAAAAUGUCACCCUCAAGGGAACAGUCAUCAUCAUAGCCAAUCAUGGUGAGAGAAUUGACAUCCCCUCUGGAUCUGUGUUAGAAAACAAAAUUGUUUCUGGAAAUCUCAGAAUUCUGGAUCACUAGUCUACCUGAUGUUGAUGCUGCUCCCUCAGACUUUCCAUAACACAGCCUGGGAUACAAAAACACGAGGGCCCAACCUACAACAACAACACGGGAUCUUGAAUACAACCAGAGCCCAACCUACAACAACAACACAGGAUCUUAAAUACAACGAGGGCCCAACCUACAACAACAACACGGGAUCUUAAAUACAACAAGGGCCCAACCUACAACAACAACACGGGAUCUUAAAUACAACCAGAGCCCAACCUACAACAAGAGCGCAGAAACACAACGAAAGAUCCCAAAACAACAAGGGACACUAAAAUAAGUGGAAAAACGUGAAUGUCAAUGGAUCCUUAAGUAAAAGCAGGGAUCUACAAUGGAUCCCUACAGAGACGUCCAAUAUUUUAACUUAAUGGAACUUUUAUGUACUAAACAUAAUACUAAUGUCAAAAAUGUUAUUUUGUUGUCUGUUGAUGCUUAAAAGUGUUAUUUUGUUUGUAAAUUUUAAUUUUAAGAAAAGCAUUUAAACACUGAGUUAUUUCCUUUAAAUGAUAUGUAUUGUCCAAUGCUUCAACUUGUUGCCAUGGUUCCAGCAGACCAUGACAAUAUGUCUGUAGUAUAGACAUCGAGUGUGAAGCAUGUGUGUUGUACCGCGUGUUUAAACUCCCCUACUAGUCUGCUGGUUGUGUACUGAUUAUUCCAAAGCAAUGUACACUUCGGAAUAACAGAUAAAACUUUGUUGUGACUUGUGUGAAAACUUCCCUAAAGAGAUACAGUAUUGUCACACCUCGUUUUACCUAUAUUACAUGGGUGGGUUUUGAGAGGCUGUAGUGUUUAUGUGUGGUGUCGUCUGUUCUGGUACGUAGAUAUUGUAGCUUGUUAGCCAGAGUUGUUUCACAUCGUUACGGUGAUUAUGAGAUUAUCACGAUGAGCAGGGAUAGGCUGACUACUAAUGUGAAAUAGAAAGCUUCUCACAAUAUUUAAUCAUCAUAAUUAAGAAUAGUUUUCCUUGGAAGUCCCAUACCUGUUCAGUAUAUGAUUAUUUGAUUAACUAUGCAGAAUGUCCAGAAUUACAAACAGAAUGUAUGUUACAGAUAUGUACCAGACAAUCUUUAGGCUAUAGAAUAUAGGAGAUCUAGAGUGCUAUUUGUGAUUGCUGGAAUGAGAACUGUUAUGGAUUACCAAUAGUUUGUUAUUAGCUUCUAGCUGGAAUAUAAAUUGUUGUUACGGAUUAUAAAAAGUUGUUAUGAGGAUAUUUUGCUUUUUGCAGUAGCAGGUAUAAAGACUGACAUUUAGUGUUACCGCUUUAUUUCAGGAAGUCGGAGUCUGAGCAAUUACCUACAGAAUUUUACAAUGUAUAUGUUGCAGCGUGUGGAAACUAGAGUUUUGAUAUGGAGGCGUUGCUGUCAGAGAGCAUUGUAGAACUUUACAAUAUAACUCAGCAAUGUAGCUGAGCCCAGCUUAUUUCGACAUGAAAGAGAAUUGUCAACAGGGCCGAAGUGAGGUGAAAUAGGAUGUGUAUGUGUAUGGCUGAACUGCAGUAAGAUAGGAUAUAGGGAAUCCAGUUGUGUGCGUAUCUGACAACAAAGAGGAGGUUGAAGGGAGUGGUGUUGGUUCAUCAUCACUCUAUUGACUAGGAGCAGCGCCAUUUAUGGAUAGAGAAAUUUUCUGUCGAUAUUUUAUGUUCUUGAUGCAUAAUUUUGAAUUGUUUAUCUAAUAUAUAUUUAGUUUGUUGGUAUAAACACAUGAGUGGUGUGGUAAUCAUGAGUGUAUUUCACGUACAUUCAUCGUUAUAUUUGUAUUUCAAUUGUUGCAGCAUAUCUACAUCAUUUACACAAAUCCAAGCAGAAUCUUUGUCGAAUAAAAGAAUUACCAAUGGACACAGGAAAAUACUGAGACUUUUUUAGAUAUCAUAAUGAAUAAAGGGGUAUAUUAACUCUAAACAUUUUUAUUGAAAAGGGUAAUUGUAACCUGUAAAUUUACUGUAUUACAGUGUAUAGUGAACCAUCUAGUCACUAGUUAUUGCGCAGCUAGAGUUUUUCUUUGGUCCGUACAGCACUGUUGUAAUAAUUGGCAGUCUCAUUAUCUCCACCCAGCAGAGGCACUUGGAUUAACUUUGGAGAAAAUCUCGGUAACAAAUAUAUUCAAGUUUGUUUUUAUUUUGAUAAAACAUAAGAUAUUGAUUGAUGCUAAUUAUACACUUUUUGAAUACCUUGUUGGCGUAACAUGAGGUUGCUGGUGGUGUGGAUAUGUGAGAUAUCAGACAGCUGAGUC